Molecule: messenger RNA, 1030 nt
Organism: Blastomyces dermatitidis ER-3
Lineage: Eukaryota; Fungi; Ascomycota; Eurotiomycetes; Onygenales; Ajellomycetaceae
Exons: 1
Coding region: 298-603 (101 amino acids)
Source: RefSeq, a predicted model, not a curated record
CUUUUGCCCCAGUAGCCUACAAAUUAUGGUGUGAACCCAUGAAAAUUGCCUGUAUAGAAUACGCUAGUCUUUUAGAGACGGCCAAUGUAGCACUGCUGCAUUAACUACCAUGCGGUUGCAUAUACCGUUCUUGAUUAUUGCCCAAUAGACCCCUGCCGGAGUGAUAGUUGCCUAAAAUGUGCAGGGAGGGGCAGAGGAAAAAAGAACAGUGAAUUUGGAAUAAAGUAAGGGACGGAGUUCUGAAGCUUAAAAUCCAUCACAUAACAUAACGAUUACCAGUGAUUUGAGUUUUCCAACAUGUCUGGGACCGCGCAGCCAACAUUGAGUCAAGACAUCGUCGCUGAGCUGGAGGCGAAGAAAAAAGAACUCGAACAACUUCAAUCACACCUAACUCAACUUGAUACCUUCAUAAAUGAUCUCCACCUGCAUCGCCAGGAGUUAGAACAGCUCUCAACAAGCGCCCGCAAUGCCCGGGGCGGCCGCACAGGCGUGACAACACUCACGAUUGAUCAAGAGAUGGCUAAGCAUCAGCAAGAUCUUAUCAAUACUUCCGACAAAAUUGCCGCAAUCGAAUCCUCCAUUAGGCUCCUUUCACAGCCUUGAACGAAUUGCAAUGGCUCAUCGCGAACGUUCGAUCACUUCCGCUGACGUAUGAUAACGACGUAACAAGCUGCAAUGAGCGUGGUCCCGAUAAAUGCCCAACGCGAAUGUGCCAUUGUUUGGCUUGACCAUAGGAGUUUCAGUGCAAGGUUUUUGAGGCUAGUUCUUAGACGAUGCAAUGGUUCAGGUGAAUUGGCUUUUGGUUUCCCAAGGGUAUGGUUUGGAUGAUUGUUUCCACAUCUUUCAGUCUCUUGUGUCUCUCUUUCAAUUCCAAGCAGAUCACAUUCUUUUUCAAAUUCUUCAAGAUCUUUAAGUUUCUCCCGUACUGCCUCCAACUCUGGCUUGUGUAUCUCCAGGCUGAAGAAAUCAUUCAUUCUCUGUUUAAAAUGAAUUCGGUCAUUCCCAUAGUAAUCAUAUUCAAACACAGACC